UGCGUACACGCCACGCCUACUUUUGAAUACCAGGAAGUGGUACACUGCACUGUUUUUAAGUAGAAUGAGCUCAGUUGUGGUUAAACGCAAAACUUCAGUGUUUUACUCAAAGCUUUUAUUUUCUGGCAACAUUGUCUGAGAGGAUCCGGGGAGGGUUAACUAAUUCGCCGCGAUUGUAUGAGUUUUAUUAUAGUGUUAAGUUUCAUAUAUUGAAUGUUGCUUGUCCGGUUUGUGGACAAACUUUAACUUCCAGCAAGUCAAACAUCCGUCUUAGCAUCAUGAGACACUUUGCUAAUCCAGCUGCUUUGGCUUACUCCAUGACAACGCUUGGUGCUGGCAUGAUGAACAGCAUUUUUAGUUUCUACUAUGUAAAGCUAUUCUUAAAUAAGUACAAAAUAUCAGAGACGGCCUUCCACCAGUCGCAGGUUGUCUUUAUGAUCUGGAAUGCACUGAAUGACCCCUUGUUUGGAUAUUUGCAAGACAACUCGCGUAUGGAGUGUUGCUCACGGAGGAGGCUCUCCAUUUUAUACGGAGCCCCGCUGUACUGUCUGUCUUUCUUGCUGGCGUGGUUCCCGUGGAGGACAUACGAGCCGGAAGACUGGCUGAGCGGCGUCCACCUCAUGGUGACCCUCUGCGCUUUUGAUGGCAUGCUCACAUUCGUGCUGUUAGCCCAGUGCGCCCUCUUCGCAGAAAUCUCCGGUCACCAUCAGAACAGACUGAGGCUGAUUAAAUACAGCCAAGUGGCGUCUCUGGUGGGCUCCUCCAGUGUGCUGUUCUGUGGUCUCGUCUCCGGAAACAUGGACAACUUUGCUGCCUUCCAGGGCUUCAGCGUGGUUGUGGCCAUAUUGGCCUGUGUUUGCAUGCUGUACACGGGCUUCAACAGCGAGAGUCGAUUUGACAGUAAAGCCUCUGAAGAAGAUUCCCAGAGUCCUCAGAAGCCGCCGCUCUCGGUGUCGUCCGUGAUGUCCAUGACCUGGCAGAUCAUUACCAACAGAGACUUCCAGCUGUUCGUAAUCAUGAACUUUUUCCAGGUGUUCAUGGUGGCGUUCUGCAAUAACUUCACCAUGAUUUUUGCAGAGCACCUCAUUCCUCAGGAUGUCCUGCCAUCGCUUGCCAAGAGUGUCAUGUAUGGAGCUGGAUUCAUCUGUCCUCAGUUGUUGGUUUUGUGCAGCCAGAAUCUGCUCCAUAAGUUUGGCUACUACAGACUCAUUCUGAUCACCUUCUACGUGGAGGCCGGAUCUGCUGUGAUCAUGUUACUCCUGGGUCCAGGCAACUACUAUUUCCUUGCAUUGUUCCUCACUUCCAACAUGUGAGU
This is a messenger RNA of Sinocyclocheilus anshuiensis, 1315 nucleotides long. It is a transcript of the gene mfsd13al, whose product is annotated as major facilitator superfamily domain containing 13a-like. The coding region runs from base 279 to 1313 and encodes 344 amino acids. Lineage: Eukaryota; Metazoa; Chordata; Actinopteri; Cypriniformes; Cyprinidae. The transcript has 3 exons. The record is from RefSeq and is a predicted model, not a curated record.